AUGAGCGAUUUUGUAAAAAAGUUGGGAAGGACUGUACUAUAAAAUGCAGUUUAUUCUACCAGUCUUUGUGCAAUAGUCCAUCUAACAGAUAAGGAAUAUUGGGAUGCUAAAAAACUAGGAUAUAUUGUUCUAUUUUGGCUUGGUGGCAUGAUGCCAUUAAAAAUGGGAUAAUAUGGAAUUAAUCAAAUGAUUUUAAAACGCAUGGAUCUUCCAAAUUAUAAUUUCUUUUACCUUCAUAAUGCUAAAGCUUUAUUUAUAGAUUUGAGCUUAAACCACUUCUUCUUCCCCUUUGUCUCAAUCACCAUGCUUUAUAAUUAUUUCUAAUAUGUUGUUCCUCAUGUUUACACUCCAAAACCUAAAACAGUGGAAAAAUUUGAUAAAAUAAAAGCUGAAACUGAUAAGAAACAGAUUUUAGAUAAAGAAGCUAAAAUUGCUUAAGACUUAUUGAAAGACAUUUUAAGAUUUAGAAUUCAUUUAUCAGCCAUUAGUGUAUUCUGGGAUUGUGCUUUUCCUAGAUAUAACAUGUCCAGGUAGGCUGCAAAGAUCGUAACAGAUUUAACACUUACUGGUAAGAAGAUUUAGUUUACAAAAGGUUAUUUAUUUGGAUUUAUUUGGCACACUUACUGUAUCAACAAAUAUUUUGAAUUUCAUCAUUGA
Molecule: messenger RNA, 657 nt
Organism: Tetrahymena thermophila SB210
Lineage: Eukaryota; Ciliophora; Oligohymenophorea; Hymenostomatida; Tetrahymenidae
Product: transmembrane protein, putative
Exons: 1
Source: RefSeq, a predicted model, not a curated record